UGCUUCAAUGCCAACCGAAUCUCACUCGUUUCCUCACCUCUUCAUAUUUCCCAUACACUUUCUCUCUCUACAUAUACACACAUAACAUUGUGUAGGUAUACCUUAACUUUCUAAACAACACUUUCGAGUAUCCAUCUCACAAGGGCUAAGCACAUUUUUUUGGUACUCGAUUCGACACGGCAUACUUGAGUUCGGUAUUAUACAAUUUAUCCCAUCAAACAAGCCGAUCGACAUUCUUAUAUUAAAGCAACUCCAACCUUAUUAACAUUUUUUUCUCCACCACCUCUCUUUAUCUAUCUAAUAUUAUGCAAGCUCCAGAACAAGUUAUGGGGGCUAAGGAGCACCGCCAUAAAAUCAAAGGAAAGCGCGCCAAGAGGUCAAGGCCGUCAUCUCCACUUGCAUUAACCAUGGCCACCACCAGCUCAUGCAGCACCGCAGCCAGUGACGGUGGCUUUGGCGGUGCAAGUGAUAUUUCAGGUAGCUUCGAUCGUUUUGCCGCCUUGCCGCCUAAUUCCCAUGAACAUACUGAUGAAGAAGAAGAUAUGGCCAAUUGUUUAAUUCUUUUGGCCAAAGGCCACACCAGAAAACCAUCAGAACCGGCUGCGGCGGAGGCUUCCACCUCCAAUAAGACGGCAGCAGUGGCGGCGGCUGCAGAGGUUUACCAGUGCAAGACUUGUAACCGAUGUUUCCCUUCAUUCCAAGCUCUUGGUGGACACAGGGCAAGUCACAAGAAACCUAAGCCGACAACCCUAGAACAAAAUCCACAGAAUUUUCAAUUCAAUUACGAUCAAAGAACAAUUCUUUCACUUCAAAUCUCAAGCAAAAAUUCGGGCUGCAACCCACAAAACAAAUCUAGGAUUCAUGAGUGUUCAAUAUGUGGGGCUGAAUUCAGCUCCGGCCAAGCUUUAGGUGGUCAUAUGCGGCGGCACAGGCCGAUGCCGUUGGCUACGGUGGCACCUGAUAGUAGCCAUGAAGAGUCUAAAGAAGCUACGAAACCAAGAAAUCUGUUGUCAUUAGAUCUUAAUCUUCCUGCCCCAGAACCAGAAGAUGAUGAUCUUCGAGAAACCAAGUUCUCUUUUGCAUCCAAAGAAAUUAUUGUCUUCUCCGCCUCUCCUUUGGUUGAUUGCCAUUACUAGUUUAUUCAUAUACUAUUGUGAAUUAUUAACAAAUUAUUCAAAGGAGAUAUAAUUAUUCUGUAUUCAUAAUUCAUUAAUAAAUUUGUUUAAUUUUUUUACUU
This is a messenger RNA of Olea europaea var. sylvestris, 1237 nucleotides long. RefSeq names its product zinc finger protein ZAT5-like. The coding region runs from base 306 to 1136 and encodes 276 amino acids. The record is from RefSeq and is a predicted model, not a curated record. The transcript has a single exon. Lineage: Eukaryota; Viridiplantae; Streptophyta; Magnoliopsida; Lamiales; Oleaceae.